Messenger RNA from Danaus chrysippus (African queen), 1812 nucleotides. The record is from the annotation of a GenBank genome assembly. NCBI's taxonomy places the organism in Eukaryota, Metazoa, Arthropoda, Insecta, Lepidoptera, Nymphalidae.
AUGUAUUUUUUAUCUUUAGAAAAAGACCAACUUCAGUACUUUGAGAACAUACUGAAGAAAGUAAAGGAGUAUGUGCGCGAGAUCAUAUUUCUGGUUAUUUGUACGGUUAUUGAGGGUAGAUAUGAAAAUAUAAACGUCAAACAGGACUGGUGGGAGACAGCUGUAUUUUAUCAGAUAUAUCCAAGAUCUUUCAUGGACAGCGACGGAGAUGGCAUUGGUGAUAUUAUUGGCAUCACGUCAAGACUGGAAUACUUAAAAGAUCUUGGAGUUGACGCAACUUGGAUAUCACCGAUCUACAAGUCUCCUAUGAACGACUUCGGAUACGAUGUCUCCGAUUAUUACAGUAUACAACCGGAAUUCGGCACUAUGGAAGAUUUCGAGCAACUUCUUAAAAAGGCCAGGGAACUAAAUAUAAAAGUCGUGUUAGAAUUUGUACCCAAUCACACUAGCAAUGAGAGCGAAUGGUUUACAAAAUCUUCACACCGAGACGAGUACUACAAUGAUUGGUACAUCUGGGAAAACGGACAUCUGGACGCGAAUGGACAGCGACGACCACCAAAUAAUUGGAUAAGUGUAUUUAGGAAAAGCGCAUGGCAUUAUUCGCCAAGCCGAGAUCAGUAUUACUUGCAUCAAUUCGGGUCUGCUCAGCCGGAUUUAAACAUCAGGAACCCUGUCGUCGUCGAAGAACUAAAAAAUAUAAUAAAGUAUUGGCUUGAAAAAGGAGUUGCUGGUAUGCGGAUAAAUGCAGCAAACCACUUGGUUGAAACGGAUAAGGAUAUAUUUGGUGGUAGAUAUCCUGACGAGCCGAAGACAGGAACUCCCGGUGUGAUGAAUGAGGAUUAUGAAUACUUGAACCACGUUUAUACAAGGGAUCAAGAGGAAACAUAUGAUCUCAUGUCACAGUUCCGAGACGUAUUUGAUGCUAUCACAUUACGUGACAAUUUGACCAGAAUUAUGAUGACUGACGCUUACACGAGUAUUAAGAAUGCUGUCAGGUACUACGGUGAAGGCAUUCAUUCCGGAGCCCACAUCCCCAUGAAUUACGCUCUCAUCCAAGAUUUGAAUAAGGAAUCUGAUGCACGAGAUAUGAAAUAUGCGAUCGAUCGAUGGCUGACCUACAAACCACUUCGAAAGCCGGCUAAUUGGGUGACAGGCACACAUGAUAAAAGCCGCGUGGCAUCUCGCUUUAGACCCGAAUUGGUCGAUGCCUUUAAUAUGCUAGUUUUGCUCCUACCCGGAAUUGCUAUUACUUAUAUGGGUGAAGAAAUUGGUAUGGUAAAUGGAUUUGUGAAGUGGACUGAGACAAAAGACCCCAUCGCAUGUAACACUGACGACCCCAUCAACUUCGUGGAUGUCACCAGGGAUCCAGUCAGGACACCCUUUCAAUGGAGCAAUGGAAAGAAUGCAGGAUUUUCUGACGCUGAGAGAACGUGGUUGCCGCUAGCGGAGGGCUAUGAGAAUAUUAACGUGGCUAAUCAGCGUUCAGCGGAUCGUUCCCACUUCCAAGUAUAUCGAACACUGACCAGCUUACGUCUUCGUCCGGCGUUUAGACUUGGCCGUUACGAGUCAUUAGCAUUGAGCCACGACGUCUUCGCUUUUAAGAGGUGGUACAACGAUGACGCAUACAUUGUUGUCAUGAAUGUGGGCAGGACGUAUCAAAUUGUCAAUUUAACAGCAUUUGAUUUGAUCUUUGGAAAUUUGGAAGUAGAAGUUAGCAGUGUUCUUUCUUCUAGAACUUACAGUGAUAUAGUUCAAGCAAAUUACUUGGAUUUGGCUGCAGACGAAGCUUUGGUUUUAAGAAUGCAGGUGUGA